AUGUCACUUACCCCGGAAUCAAAGUCUAGGAUAGCGUCACAGUCCUCUGAAGUCAGCCAACCGAUCAGUGUGGAUCAAAGCUCAGUCCAGGAUAUUAAUACCCAAUCAAUUACACCAAACAGUGAUCAAAAAAUCCAGCCAGCUUCAUCCCCAGAGUUACUUGACGAAGAUAAAAUAAUUAAAAUUUUGGGCUCUGAUGGUGCUAUUGACGCUUUACUUGGAAGAUUGAAAAAAAGUGUUCUGACUUGUGAAGAAUUUUCUAAAUAUAUAAGAAAGAAGGCCUUAUUAGAGGAGGAUCACUUUGAACAUUUGAAAAAGAUCUCUAAAACCACACAAGAAGCAUUGAAAGCAACAUCUACAUUGAAAAGUGAUUCAUUUGUCAUUAAUUUUGAUAAAAUUGUGAAAUUGGAUGAUAGAAUCGCUCAACAUGGGUCUAAUUUUAGUAAAAGUCUACACAAUAUGAACGAAGAGUUAUCAUCAUUAGGAUCCACUAUUUCCAAGUCUAGAAAGCUAACCAAAGAAAAUUUCAGAAGAAAAGAAAAAGAAGUGAUUGAUGCAAUUACAGCUGCAGAAAAAGCUAAGAACAAAUAUGAUGGAUUUUGCUUAGAAUUAGAAAGAUUGAAAACAACUGACCCUACAAAAAAAACAUUCACAUUGAAAGGCUCAAAGACUACAACUGAGCAAGAAGAGAUCCUUCAGAGAAAAAUCGAGGGCGCAGAUGCAGAUUAUAGACAAAAGGUUGCUACAUCAACUGGUCUAAGAAGUGUAUUUCUGAACACAUUCAGACCAUCAACUGCCAAAAAUUUGAAGAAUAUGAUUAUUGAAAUCGACAUAGCUAUGAGUGUUCAACUACAAAAAUAUGCAUCUAAGGUCGAGGAAAAUAUAUUGAGCCAAGGGCUAAGUGUGAGUCCAAUUUCUGGAAAAGAUAUACAAUCAAUCAAGAGCAUAGCAGCAUCAAUUAACAAUGAACGUGAUUUAUACAAUUAUAUUUUAAGAUCUACAGGCACUGCACCAAACAAACAAUUAAUUCCUGUUGAGUAUAGACCGCAUCCUUCAAUCACACCAUCUGCUAGUAGUGGUUCAAUAAAGGUUAGAAGCUUUAACCAAGUCAAUAGUGGGAAUAAAAAUUCAUUACCAACAGCCCCUAAAUCAAAUAAUGAGCCAUUAUCUGGUGCCGCUGCAAGUCCAAGCUUAGGCUCUUCAAAUAAUACCUUUAGACAACCAAGUUUUGAGAUGAAAAACACAACAAGUGCAGCAUCUUCACCAUACCUAGAUGACACUCAGUCAUUCAAGAGCUCUAUGGUGAGUGGGCCAAGACCAAUUUCUGUUAUUAAUAAUGAUAAUGUGCCAUUACCUCCAGGAACAUCUUCAAAUUUCAAAACUUUUGGAACCCCAAUAUCAGACUUGAUUGAAUUUGAAGGUGAAAUGGUUCCAUCCGUUGUUCGUCAAUGUAUUUAUGUUAUUGAUAGAUAUGGUUUAGAAAAAGAAGGAAUUUAUAGAACAAGUGGUAAUGUAUCAACGGUUCAUGCAUUUAAGGACUUGAUAGACAAAGAUCCAAGCAACAUCAAAUUGAUUUUGCCAAAUCCUAACUCGAUUUCAGACAGUGAUGUUUAUGCCGUUGCUUCGUUAUUGAAGCUAUAUUUUAGUUCAUUACCUGAAGCUCUUUUGACAAACGAAGCAAGCAAAAAAUUCCUAGAGUAUAUUAAGAUACCAGAACCAGAACUUAGAUUGAAGAGAGUUCAUCAAGUUGUGUAUGACUUACCAGAUGGGUCUUAUUGGACAUUAAGAAGCUUAAUUUUCCAUUUGAGUAAAGUUGUCGCUAAACAAGAGAUUAACUUAAUGAACUCAAGAAAUUUGGGUAUCAUAUGGGGUCCAAACUUAUUUCCAAAAGAUGAUUUUAAUGCAAGUGACAUGAGCUAUCAAGGUAAAUUAGUUGAAGAAUUAAUUCAUCAUGUCAAUGAUAUAUUUGAAGCUGAAUAA
This is a messenger RNA of Hansenula ciferrii, 1980 nucleotides long. It is a transcript of the gene RGD1, whose product is annotated as GTPase-activating protein RGD1. Gene Ontology annotation, biological process: regulation of GTPase activity; signal transduction. NCBI's taxonomy places the organism in Eukaryota, Fungi, Ascomycota, Saccharomycetes, Phaffomycetales, Wickerhamomycetaceae. Gene Ontology annotation, cellular component: cytoplasm. The coding region runs from base 1 to 1980 and encodes 659 amino acids. The record is from RefSeq and is a predicted model, not a curated record. The transcript has a single exon.